AUGGCCAACGCUUUUACCCACCUAUGGGCCUUCCGAAUUCUCUGCCUCUACGAACUCAAGAGAUUCAUUACGCAUUUCUCGCGCCAUGACCAAGAGCAGCCGAUCUGGACCGGGCAGCUUCGUAUGAAUUACGAUGACAUUCAAGCCCAGCUCAUUGCAUUUGCGAAAAGUAUAUCUCUGAGUAUGGUCUACCUCCUACAAGAGGAGAUGAGACUUUUUGGGCCGGCAUCUACCAUCUUCCCACUCCAGAUAGCCUACAAAGUAUACAAGUCAGCUGGCUCUGGGCACCAGGCUGACAUUGCCUACCUUGAGGGAAUCGUUGAUGAACUCCAUCAAAAGGGCCUGAAGUCUGCUAGUGCUCAUGUAUUUGGUGACUGA
Molecule: messenger RNA, 378 nt
Organism: Penicillium argentinense
Lineage: Eukaryota; Fungi; Ascomycota; Eurotiomycetes; Eurotiales; Aspergillaceae
Exons: 1
Coding region: 1-378 (125 amino acids)
Source: RefSeq, a predicted model, not a curated record